AUGGAGUCAACCCACGGCCCAGGCCAAGGCCAGGGCCAUGGUUCCGUUUCCUGGGACCCCAGUGGAUUUGGUCCUGGCGAGCCCUGGGGACAACAAUACGCCACCCCGUUUGAUCACGACGUCGGCGCGUCCGGCGACUACCCGAGUCCGGAGUUUACUAACAAUGGCGCCCUCAAUUCCCACAUGACCGGAGCUGUCAACCACGGCGAUGGGUUACAGAACGCCUACGGAUUUUACCGGCAAGAUGAUGUCUGGCCGGGUCAUCCGCAAGCGACCACUGCGUCGUUCAAUCAAGGUUCCCCUUCGUCGCAUGAAUACCAACGGGAUCGACAGCACUUCUCUGGUGGUAACCAGACCGUAGCUGGUCGGUUUGCUGUCGACCUGCCACAGGGAAAUGGUUUUCCAAACCACUUCACCCAGGAUAUGUCCCAGACCUCUGACGGAUACCACCAUCAACGGCUAGCACAGUGGCAGGAGCCCACUGAUUAUGGCUUGAACCAGAUGUUCGAUAACCCGCUACACGCAAACACAGUGUCGGGUGACGCAUCGAGCACAUUUUACCCCAAUCACGGCCCAGCCGAGUCAGUGACUGCAAGGUUUGAGCCCGACGGACAUCAACAGAUGCCGGUGAGCUCAAGAUCAAUCCAUCCACAAUUUGCACAUCAGACAGGACAGAAGCUUGCAUUAGAAACGUUCCGGUUCCCGGCUGCUCAACCGGCAGCUGGGCGGCAGCCGAUCUUCGACCAUCAGCCUCAACCUUCAUCCGGUCAUCCGCCGGCUCGUCCGGUCGAGGGCCCAGGUAAUGUCAACCCAAAGCAGAGCCCAGCAUCCCAGAUCCAAGUAGCGCCGGCUGCUGUGGAACUCACUAGGGUUCCUACACCCGCUCCAGCGCCCCCUGCCUUGCCGGCCCUGACUGCGGCCCCGGCCCCGGCCCCGGCCGAUAUCCAACAGGCGGUCGCCGCCCAAGCUCAACCGCAGAGCCCAGCCGAACCGAUUUGCAGCAUCAACUUUGUGGAUGACGAGCUUUUAGCAUCCUCAACCCAACCUGGUACAACGUGGCCUGGCGUCGCGCACCUCGUCAUUGGCACGGCGCCCGUGAAACUUAAAAACGGGCCCCCUACCAAGCGGUAUGUGACCCUCGCGACGAAAGGCGGAGCCAACCCUCUCUUCCCGGAGGCAUCGCGGGGUUGGAUGCCGGCCGAGAUUCUUGGCAACCACUUUAAGGCGUACGAGACGUACAAGGACCCGGUCGACAUUGCAGGCCGCCAAAGUGCCGAUAUUCGUCUUAAACUCGACUUGAAACGCCUCAAUAUGGAAAUUCCGGGCGAUUGGUACAAGAAGGGAUUGAAGGAUCGCCUCAAUAGAGUGCCAAAUACCCCCAUUGAGCCCAAAGAGCCUAUGCUCACUGCGUUUGAAGCUAUGGAGCUUCUUCGGAUUCACCCUGUCCACCUUAGCAACCCAACGAUGGUUGGAGACGUCGUCUCCAAUUUCAGCACUUUUAUUCAGACCAAGGCAUCAUCUCUCUAUCGCCUCCUGGGUUCCGAAAAUCCGUCGGUGACGGCUACGCAAGUGCAGCUCGCCAAAACGCAGCUGGAAAGCGCGAUUGAACAAGGGUUGAGGGCCGAGCCUAGCCACUUGAUCGAGAGAAUGAGCGGCAGCCAGAGGAUGAUUGCCGGGUUGAUGAACACGUUGGUAAGACUGCUCAACACGGGUGAGAGACCGUCGUCUUUGGUUCAUGCCAUACUCCGGUUUUACAUCCGUCUUACUGGUGUGACGCCGGCGCAAUGGGAAAAGUUUAAGCUCGGGAAGGUCAAGAGGGCGCUGGAGAAACAGAAAGACGAGGUUGGCUUGAGCCUUAUUUCUCAGGUGGGCGGGAUUGGGGAUGAAAGCCCGGAGGCAAGUGACAGUGAGGGCAACAACCCUAGUGCGAGGCCCGGUGCUGGUAGGAAGAAAGCCGCCCACACUUCUGCGCAGACCGUGCCGCCUUCGAAACAAACAACCGUGGGCAGCGACCGAAAAAAGGCGGCCGCUUCUUCCACUACGGAAUCCACCACCCCAACCAGCGAUCUCAAAAACUCUUCCGCUGCAGUCACCUCAUCUAAAAAGAUGGCUUCUGGUGGUGAGGCCAACAAGCCGGUCUCUAAGGCAACCGAAAAGAUGCCUUCGAACGCGAUCGGGGUCAAACGGUCCCGCGAUGAAGAUCAGGGCGGCGCCGAUGCUCGUUCGGCCAAGAAAAUGAACAACCCCGCGUCGGUAACCAAGCCUCUGGCAACGUCCGCCAGCAAAACAGCCUCGACAACCCCCACCACGAAGCCCGCUACGGCCGCUUCGUCAACUUCUGUUUCGACAACCCAGCCAAAGCCGCGAACCGGACUUCUGCUUCCUGGAAAGGCUCGUCCCACAGUCAAGCCCGCCCCUAAGCCCCAGCCGACCAAGCCCGAGGCGGCUUCCAAGAGCAAUACUGCAAAGCCAUCGGCGGCGGCGGCGGCCCCGGAGACCACUCCCAAGGCUGGCGACGCGACCAAGCCCAGCGAGUCAACCAACUCGACUUUCUCUACUUUGAUGAAGGAAAUCCAGCAGGAGAAAACAAUUCGUGCUCCGGAAAGCCACCGGAAGAAGGCCCCGACCGUGGACCCCAACGAGACACCCGAGGAGCGCGAGCGUCGCUUGCGUAAGGAGAGCCGCCGCCACCUUAGGGUCGCCUUUAAGACCGGCGAUGAGAUGGUCCAAGUUAGGGAAUUCACGCGCGAACCCGAGGAGAUUGCCGAGGCCAACAUGGCGCGUAGCGCCCUCAUUGAUGGACGCGAUAAGAAUGCGGAGGAGGCCCAGACGAUGAAACGCCAUCACAAGGGCGGCAACAUCAUAGCCACGGAUAUCAACGAUCGCGAGUGGGAGGAGCUGACCCCCAUUGACUUCACGACCAUCGAUGAAUCGCUAAGGACACACACCUUCGACACCCGUGGUGGUCUCAAAACCUUUGAGAGCGAGGAGCGCAGGCGGAUGAAGGAACGGGAGUCCAUCGAGUUGGUGGCUAUCUAUUCCAGGCGCACCGACAUCCCGCCCACGCCGAGGUCGCCUCCUUACGAGCCACCGCUGCCGGCGGAGCGUCUCGAGCGCAAGGAGUGGAACCUUUCGUCCAUGCCCGCAAUCCAUGACGAAGCGAAGUUGAGGGCCUGGGAGUACAAGACCAAGGGUCCCAAAUUUGCUGCCGAGGCUGUGCUGAAGCGACUCGAGGAUCAACAGCGCGUCCAUGACGAGUGGCGCGCUGCCAACCCGGACAUAGUCCGAACACGCGACAGUUUCAAGGCGCCCGUGGUUAGAGUCCAGUGGCCGCCGUCUGACACCAUCGCCGAGGAUCCCCGCACUUGGUUCCACCCGUCCGCAGCCGCGGAACGUGACCGGAAAACGCUCAUGGCACUCUCGACAGCCAAAACCAGGUUCUUCCGCGAUUGCGACAAGUAUGACGAGACUUUGCCGCGCAGAAAGACGGAGGAGGAGCUGGACAACGAUCCCAAGCUCCAGAAUGUUCUCAAGAAUCUCAGCAUCGUGGUUGGGUCAAUCAACGCCAACAAGGUCCAGAGCGAGGCCGAAGAGAAGAAGAUUGGCGAAGCCAAAGUGGCCGCUGCUUCCAACCCGCUGCAGCAAGAGGUCCCGCAGCCUCACCACCAACCCACUGUCACCGCUAGCCAGACUACCGAGCAGCAGUCCGCGGCGCCCGAUUACACCGCGGCGUGGGCCCAAUACUAUGCUAGCCAGCAGCAGCAGCAGCAAAAGCAGCAGCAGCAGGGUUGGUAUGCUCAGCAAGCCGCCAACGCUUAUGUCCCACCCCAAGUCCCGCAGGCUCCUACUCACCAGCCUGCUACGGAUUCCAACAACCAGGUUGCCAGCAUCCUCGCAGCCCUUGGGGCCCAGCAGCAGACUGCCCAACCUCCGGCCCAAAACCAAUCUUCUGGCUACCCUGCCCCUGACCAGAAUCAGCUCAACACUGUCCUCAUGGCCCUCGGGCUGCACGGUCAGAAUCAAGCCCAGGCCUCGGCGCCGGCCACUCAGACCCAGCCCUACCAACAGUACUAUGGCCAAGCUGCGGCGCAGAACUACGGUCAGGGCUAUGGCAACCUGUACGGCAAUAGCAACAAAGAUUCCAGCCAGGAUCGCGACCGUGAGCGGGCUCGGGAGAGGGAUAAUUCCGGUUGGGACCGAAACGACCGUGACCGUGGUGAACGCAACGAUCGUGACCGCGACCACCACUACCGCGGCGGGAACACCGGCAACAGUGGCCGAGGCCGCAACGGUGGUAACAGUGCCAACAGCGGUGGUGGAAGGGGCAAUGACAACGUCCCCGACCACCUCCGCGGCAUCAACCGCAACCUAAUCGGCACCAAGGCCUGUGCCUUCUGGGCCAAGGGCCAAUGCGCCAAAGGCGACAAAUGCACUUUCCGCCAUGAUUAG
Dichotomopilus funicola is the source of this 4449-nucleotide messenger RNA. RefSeq lists its product as uncharacterized. Gene Ontology annotation, cellular component: Cdc73/Paf1 complex. Gene Ontology annotation, molecular function: RNA polymerase II C-terminal domain phosphoserine binding; metal ion binding. NCBI's taxonomy places the organism in Eukaryota, Fungi, Ascomycota, Sordariomycetes, Sordariales, Chaetomiaceae. The coding region runs from base 1 to 4449 and encodes 1482 amino acids. The record is from RefSeq and is a predicted model, not a curated record. The transcript has 4 exons.